AUGAUGUCAAUGCCAAAUUCUUAUAUAUCAAAUUAUAUUAAAAAAUCAAAUUCUAUUUGGAAGAUUAUUGAUAAAGCUAUAUUUGACAAAGAUUUUUAUGAUGAAAUGAAUAAAUGUAGUGUAACAAAAUAUAUUCAACCAUUUAAUAUUAUUUUUAAAUUAACUGUAUAUAAAUCAAUUAAUGGUAAUGUAAUUGAAUGGAAAUUAUUUUCUUGUUAUGGGGAAAAAUUUCCUUCUACUGAUACAUUAACACCAUGGAUAUUUAGUAACAGAAAAAAUACAGACUUUGAGGUACAAACAAAUAUUAUUAUUGAAAAUACAGCUGACUUAAGUAUGGAAAAAGAUUCAGUAAAAUUUAUUCUUGCACAAAAAAGUGGUAUAUCAAUAAAAAAUUUAUUUAAAAGAUUUCGUUUUGCCUCAAAAUUAAUUAUUUAUAAUCAAAAAAAAGAUAAAGAAAUAGUAGAUGAUUUUAUAUUACUUAUCAUUGAAAAAAUAAAAACUAAAAAUUUAAAAUAUUUAGGUCCUAUUUCUUUAUAUAUAAUAUUAUCUUUCAUAUCUAAAUAUGAUAUCUCUGAACAUGACAUUUUUAAAGGUAAACCAAAUCUUAAAGAAUUUACUAUUUAUGUUGAGUAUUCUAAAAUAUUUAACAACAACUUAUUAAUUGAUAGUAAAUUUUGGAGAUUUAUUGAUAAUAUUACUCAAAAUAAUAUACAAUUAAAAUUAACAUUUGAUCAAAAUGAAAAAUCUAUUUUUCUAACUGUCACAAUAUUAAAUUAUUGUAAAAGAAGAAAUAUCAAUGUUUUUAUUGAUGUAGAAAAAGAUAAAUUAUUAUUUUUUUCUUAUAUUAAAAAAGAUAUUAUACAAAAAAAUUAUGAAAUUAUUAAAAAUCUAUCUUCUAUAACAUUAGUUAUAAAUCAAUUUGAAGAUCUUGAAAACAUUAAAUAUAUUUUUACUGAAAUGAGCAAUCUUAAAGAAGUUAUAAUAAUUUUUAAUAGAACUAUUUAUCCAAAACUUACUAAAACAGACAAAAAAUUAGAAUUUUUAUCAAAAUUUUAUCAUAAAACAUUUGACUUCAAAACACAAAUAAAAAAAUUAAAAUCUUUUAUACUAAACUAUCAUGAUAAUUAUUUUCCAGUUUUUUUUGAAACAUUUAAUUUACAAGAAAAAUUAUAUGAUACAUUUAUAAUUUCAAUUUUAUCAAUUUUACCAAAUUCAUUAAAUGAAAUACAAUUUAUAAGUAUGCCAUAUUUGAAGGAAGAAUACUUUAAUUGUCUUUAUAAAAAUUCUCCAAAUAUUAGUAGAUGUAUCUUCAAACAUUGUCAUUAUAUACCAGAUGAUGCACUUUUAUUAUUUAAAAAUUUAAGAAGUAUUUUAUUAAUUGAUAAUAUUGGAAUAACUAUACCAUCAUGGAUUGAAAUUGUAAUAUAUAAAGAUUUUAAUGCAUUCAUGUGUGAAAAUAAUUUUUUUCCAUGUUUUAAAAAAAAUAAGUCACGUUUAUUUAAAUUUAUGAAAAAUUCAACAUUUCAAAAUACUUUUUGGAUAUAUGAUAACCACAUACCUGAUACUGUUAUAUUUAUGAAAGAUUUAAUGAAAUGGACUGAUGCUAUAGAAUUACUAUAUUUGUAA
Messenger RNA from Strongyloides ratti, 1626 nucleotides. RefSeq lists its product as hypothetical. The record is from RefSeq and is a predicted model, not a curated record. The coding region runs from base 1 to 1626 and encodes 541 amino acids. Lineage: Eukaryota; Metazoa; Nematoda; Chromadorea; Rhabditida; Strongyloididae. The transcript has a single exon.